Molecule: messenger RNA, 4217 nt
Organism: Myripristis murdjan (pinecone soldierfish)
Lineage: Eukaryota; Metazoa; Chordata; Actinopteri; Holocentriformes; Holocentridae
Gene: rab3b
Product: RAB3B, member RAS oncogene family
Exons: 5
Coding region: 417-1070 (217 amino acids)
Molecular function (GO): GTPase activity; GTP binding
Source: RefSeq, a predicted model, not a curated record
GACGCCGCUUCAUUCACAGAGAAGCCGGUGGUUAUUUUUAGGGGAGGAGGUGACAGGCAGCAGACGCCUUUGCAAAUAUUCCCAUCGCUCCUCCUCGCAUGCAGCUCGCAGGAUGUCAGCCGCCGCCGCUUAGCGAGCACAAACACACCGGCAGCUCAUUUUGACGGAAUAGUCGCGGAUUUUUUCCCUUGUUGGUUUAUUGCGAACGACGCACCGGGUUUGUGUGUGUGCGCUUCUUUUUCCUCGACACCUCGACAGAGCCGGUCGCAGCUGAGGAUCCUGUUUUUGGGAACAAGAGUUGAGUCCUGAUCAGGUGCAGAGAGAAGCCAGGAAGCAGAUCCGCCCAGCAGAGGUGAGGCUGCGGGAUCCGCCGCUCCUGCGGAAAAACAGCCGCGGGGAGCGGGUUCACAUGAUAGAUGGCGAAGGCAGACCAGCGUUUCGGCCAGCGGGACGGCUCCGACCAGAACUUCGACUACAUGUUCAAGCUGCUGAUCAUCGGCAACAGCAGCGUGGGCAAAACCUCCUUCCUGUUCCGCUACGCCGACGACUCCUUCAGCAACUCCUUCGUCAGCACCGUGGGCAUCGACUUCAAGGUGAAGACGGUGUACCGCAACGACAAGAGGGUCAAGCUGCAGAUCUGGGACACGGCGGGGCAGGAGCGUUACCGCACCAUCACCACCGCCUACUACCGAGGAGCCAUGGGCUUCAUCCUCAUGUAUGACAUCACCAACGAGGAGUCCUUCAACGCCGUCCAGGACUGGGCCACCCAGAUUAAGACGUAUUCGUGGGACAACGCCCAGGUGAUCAUGGUGGGCAACAAGUGUGACAUGGACGAGGAGCGAGUGGUUCCUCCAGAGAAAGGGAAGCACCUCGCCGACCAGCUAGGCUUCGAGUACUACGAGGCCAGCGCCAAGGAGAACAUCAACGUGCGGCAGGUCUUCGAGCGCCUGGUCGACAUCAUCUGCGUCAAGAUGUCGGAGCGCGUGGACGUGGAGGCGCCCAUGGCUCCCGGCGCCAAGACCACCAGACUGACCGACAAGCCCGCCCAGCUACCUCAGAAGUGCUGCUGAUUGGCCGCCGCCGCCACCGGCCGCCGCGCUUCCCUCAUCCAUCCCACUGCCGCUGCCCCGCCCGCCCGCCCGCCAAGCCCUCGUCUCUCUCGCUUCUGAGGUCCAAAGGAGAAAAAGAAAAAAAAUAUAUAAAAAAUAUGCCAUUGACUGUCGUUACAUCCCUCUGCUUACGUCCAUGUUUGUGAGUAACCAGUAAUCACCGCCUCUACUACUGCUAGCAUCUCUAUCUCUUUCACCCCCCAAAGUCUCUGAGGUUGGCCCUUACGCAGGUGGAGGGGUAAGGGAGCAGGAAGCAGGUACGCAGGAAAGCACAGCACUGCCUCUCCUCUCAAAGUGUAGCACAAUAAGACACACAAGCGCCACAGCCGUCCACGUUCACAAGUUUACAGGGGUGAAGAGAUCCGCAUCCAUACGCCUGCCAUCGGAUAGGCCGCUUCUCAGAUAGCUGCGAUGACAUCCAGACUUAUACGAUAUAUGCCUAUAGCCCAACUAACUGUUGAUAUUGGCCUUACUUUAGUGCAGUUUUUUGCUUGAAGACGCUUUAGGGCUACACCACCGAUGCACAACUCCCAGGCAGGGCUGUAAGUCCCAAUCAUGUGAGUCCGAGACCGACCGGGACCGGAGGGUGUCGAGUGAAAAAACGAGACCGGUAUCAAAUAUUUCCACGCUGUUAUGGCAACGCUACGCUGCUUUUUUCCCCCUCUUUUCUUUUGUACUGCAGAAUGUAAUGCAUUACACAGAAAGAACAAAGGAGAGUGCUUUUUGUGAUUUUUGCCAAAUGACUUUAUAAUAACAUAAUUUUGUUGCACUUUCCCUAAUAAACUUAUCACAAUUGAAAUACUUGCAGUCCCCUAAACGUCUUCAGCUCUGUUAAAAACAGACGAGGUGACGUCACGUCCAGGAGGUUCCAGCUGGAUAUCAGAAAAUGCUUCGGUAUCAGCGGUAAACGUCAGGUUUUGGUGUCGGUUCCUCACGAUCGCAGAGCGAGGCCGUCCGGAGAACGAUCACACAGAAGAGCGGUUGGGUUUUGAAUUAAGGGCGCGUGGCCACGAGCAUUGUCAGGUUGUAGUGAGCCAGUUUGCCAGCUAGCUCAUCUGCACUCUUGUGGUCUUUGUUCCCACAUUUCCAGGCAAAAGUGUUCAGUUCAGAGUAAAGACUGAAAGAGUUGGCAGGUUUCCGGACCGACCCGGCCCGAGCAGACGGGGGUUCAGUCACAGCGGCAGUCGUUUUUGUAUGUGGCCCAGAAUGACACAAAGAGGAUCCAGUUUCCAAAUAAAUAUGUGAAUUAAUCCAGUUAGUAAGGCGGCGUGUUCGGGCCGUUGUAGCUGCCUGUGGAGGUUCUCAGUCGUCCAGGUCGCGGUUCUCCACGUGGAGCUGAAUCGAGGUCACCUGGACUGUUUGAUUCUUGUAGACGUUCCACUUCUCCUCCAAAAAGCUUUUUUUUGUAGGGAAAGAAAUGAUGGAGUCAUAUUCCAAGAAGAAAACUCAGAAUUUCCCAGGUUAAAAUCCUAAAUUUACUGGAAAAUAACUUGGAUAUUCUCUGAGACUAAAGUUGUAAAUUUGUGAGGAAAACUUAGAUAUUCUGAGAUUAUAAAGUCAUAAAUUUGGACUUUAUCAGCAGGGUGACCAGGAUUUCCUUCUUACUAAAUCUGAUUGCUGUUAUGUAUUUGGAACAAUUUUUCUGAGUUUUUUCUUGUAAAUCUGACACUUAAUAAUCUCAGAAUAUCCACGUUUUUUUUCUCCUAAAUUUACGACGUUCAACUCACAAAUUCUGGGUAUUUUCUCAGACCAUCACCAUCCCUGCCCAGCACUAUAAUAUUUUUCCUGUACGAUGGCGUAUUAGUGCCAUUGUACAGGAAUACAGUGCCUUCAUCACCAGACAGCUCCUGGAGCGUCACGACUCGACGAAACUUAACAGAGCGAGAGGACAUGAGGGGGACAGGACAAAACUCAGAAACCAACCAACCAACCAAACAAACAAACAAACAAAAACAAACAAACAAACAAACAAACAAACGUAAAGACCCAGACUCGCAGACUGAACCGAGCACUGCAGCCCUGCUUCCAGGUGGCUUAUAGCUUUUGCACUGGCCAACACAAUCCAACGCCAUACUGAGGGUGUUGCCCAACACUCGCACACGAGUAGAGCUACUAGACCAGGUUCACCCGACGGCCAUGUUCCUCUGACAUCACGCUCCGCCGCCGCCAUCACGCCGUGCUGCUCGGCGUAGAACCACAGAGAAGCUGACAAACUGCUUCCUGACUGAGGAACACCUGAAGAGACGAUGGAGAGAGAAACUCCACAGGGACGUCGGUUCAGAUUUCAAAAUAAAACAACAGGUUUGACAGCACCACGUGAUGACAGCGGCGGCGGAGGAAAAUGGCCGCCGGGUGAAUCUGGGCGAUGGAGUGAAGAGCACAUGAUUCCCCCUCCCCCUUUAGCAGCUGUAGUCAUGUUUAGCCGUCAUGUUUGCGGUGUUUCUUUCAUGAAUAUGUGCGUGUGUGUGUGUGUGUGUGUGCGUGUGUGUGUGUGUGUGUGAUUUGGAGCCGUGAGCUCUGUUGUUACUUAUGAUAUAAUAUUUAUGGCGUGUUCAGUUGUUUGGGGUUUUUGUUGUGUUUGUGUACAGUAUCUUUGACGGAAGUGUGAUAUUUUGAUAAUGUCAUGUCAGCUGAGAUACGUGUACAUUCAAUGCGUAGAGAAAAGGGAAGACGUAGAGAAAAAUGUGAAAACAUUUUGUGCAUUUAUUAUUGAAUAUUAUGACAAUUAAAAAAAAAUAACAAUAAUAUCCUGCCAAAUUGUUAUAUAGCUACCACAGCGCACGUUUUUGAGUGUAACUCCCCACCAUGUGUCUUCAUGUUGAUGAAAUAUACAACAAUACUAUUGACAAUGUCUUCAUAUGAUUAUUUUUUAAGUGAAUUUGUAAAUGAUAGAUUUAGAAAUUAUGAUGGUGUUGAGUAUGGAUUUAUUUUUAUGCUGUAGCCUAUACCAUGGAUAAAUUAUAUAGAGAGUUUAUGUAAACUUGUUGUCUUAUAGUUCACUCCUAUACGGGGGAGAAGCACAAAGUGAUUGUACAAUAUAUUGUGAAUGUUUGUAUAUUAUAGAUGCAAUUUAGUAUAAUAAAAAAAAUCACAAUCUUUAAACAUAAA